Molecule: messenger RNA, 1518 nt
Organism: Camelina sativa (false flax)
Lineage: Eukaryota; Viridiplantae; Streptophyta; Magnoliopsida; Brassicales; Brassicaceae
Product: transcription factor bHLH133
Biological process (GO): regulation of transcription by RNA polymerase II
Cellular component (GO): nucleus
Molecular function (GO): DNA-binding transcription factor activity, RNA polymerase II-specific; protein dimerization activity; RNA polymerase II cis-regulatory region sequence-specific DNA binding
Source: RefSeq, a predicted model, not a curated record
UCUAUCUAUUGCUCAAUUUGUUUGUCUCUCUUCUUCUUUCCUUUUCUCCAAAAACUAGAGCCAAACUAAAAGCAUAGAGAAGCAACUAAUCUAAAAAUCUUUCCAAAUUCUUUUACUAGAAACAAAGAGAGGCGAUGAAUAGAGGAGUGUUGGAGAGUUCGCCGGUACAACACCUCACGGCAGCUGGAAACCCUAAUUGGUGGAAUAACGUCAGCGGCGGCUUGAGGCCACCACCGCCGUUGAUGAGUACUCACCAGCCACCACCUACAACCGCUUAUCUUCCAAGUCUCUUGCCGAAUUAUUUUUCUUCUCCGACUUCCUCUUCAUCUUCUUCUUCACCUUCUUUGCCUCCUAAUAGUAACCCUAACUUCUCUUCUUGGCUUGAAAUGAGUGAUCUGCCUCUUGACCAGCCAUGGAGCCUUAGUCAACUCCUCAUGGGUGGACUGAUGAUGGGAGAGGAAGAUAAAAUGGAGAUGAUGAACCGUCAUCAUCAAAAUGAACAGCAUAGUUACCAAGAGAAGAAGAUACAGAAUUGGGAAGAACAAGUUUUGAGGCACCAAGUUUCCAUGAAACAAGAGAGUAACAAUAAUAAUGGUUAUGGAAUAAUGUCCUUACCGAACUCACCUCCAAACAAGUCAUGUGUUACAAUUCACAACACCAAUGAAGACAACAAGAACAACAAUAACAUUCGUCACAAUGGUCUUAACUUGUCCGAGAGUAACAGCUCAGAGAUAAUUGGGUCUUCUAUUGCAAAUAAGAAACCAAAGCUUCAGGUUCCUUCAUCACAAUCAACUCUCAAGGUAAGAAAGGAGAAACUUGGAGGCAGAAUCGCAUCUCUUCACCAGCUAGUAUCUCCCUUUGGCAAGACUGACACAGCUUCUGUCUUGUCGGAGGCUAUUGGAUACAUUAGAUUCCUCCACAGUCAAGUUGAGGCUCUAAGUCUACCAUACUUUGCUGGGACUACUCCCUCGAGGAAUAAUAUGAUGCACCAACAUGCUCAAGGAAAUUUGAAUGGUAUAUUUCCUGAGGACCCUGGUCAGCUUGUAAAUGAGUAUCGCAUGAAAAGAGGAGUUUCAUCAUCAUCGACGGACAAUCAAAAGUCAAAUCCUAACGAAGAACCAAUGAAAGAUUUGAGAAGUAGAGGACUUUGUCUUGUCCCAAUCUCAUGCACACUCCAAGUUGGUAGCGACAAUGGCGCGGACUAUUGGGCUCCGGCGUUCGGAUUCACUCUCCAGUAACCUAUUUCACUUUCUGUUGUAAUUUGAUUUUUUGUCGGCCAAAAAAAUUUAGUAGAUGUUAUAACAUCAUGAGCAACCAAUCUCUUUGAGAAAACAACAAAAAAUGAGUUUCCUCCAAGAUUGGUUGUUCAUGAUGCUAUGCUAACACAGAUUGGUUUUGGCCUUUGGCCUUUGAACAUUUGCAGUUGACGAGUAUGAGAUGGCCUAUUUAAUCAUGUUUUUAAAUUAAUCAGAACUUUAUCUAUACUCUUAAUGAACUGAUGAUUGUAUUUUAGUUUUA